UGUUUGUUAUGACUCACGAACUCCUAAACAAAACAAUACGGCCCAAAAGUCUGCAAGUCUUUUUCAGUGGAAAAACCAUUUUCGCAUUCAGCCAUUCAGCCAUAUGUUAUUAUUAGUGCUGAUUCAAACCGUCAUCUGAGGGGCGUGGGCGACACCAUACAUUAAUAAGAGAAGUGACGUGCUUAGUUUGGAAGUUAGUGACAUUUCACAGAAAGAACCGUACAGCUACAGUCUGCAGUUGCUGCUUCUAGUAUAAGUAAAGUUCUACCAUUUUGAAGCUUCAAAAUGAUAUGUUGUGGUUUGAUAAUUGAACGUGCCGAACGUGAGUCAAUUCCGGUUCCUUUGAUUGGGGUUUCGGUUCAGGCUCGAAUCGUCGAUUUGGUUGCCGAGGUCACCAUUGAGCAACGAUAUGUCAACAAGGAAAAUCAACCCAUUGAAGCAGUUUAUCUCUUUCCUCUUGAUGAAGGGGCUGGAGUUUCUAAGUUCACUGCCGAAGUAGAUGGGCGUGUAAUCGAAGGUGUCGUAAAGGAAACGGAACAAGCUAAAACCGAUUAUGACGAAGCAAUUAAGAGCGGACACUCAGCAUUUUUAGUUGAAGAAAAAUUGCCGGAUGUCUUCAAGGCUAAAAUUGGUAACUUGGCACCUGGGUCUGGAGCCAAAAUCCGCCUGACUUAUGUCACAGAAUUGAAAGUAGAGGGUAAAGAAAUUCGGUUUUACUUACCCACUACAAUCGCUCCUCGUUACAUUCCUCCAACCGAUAAAUCCAGCACUGCAGCCGAUCUAGCUUCAAUCAAAUAUUCAACGGAAUCGAAUUAUCAAGUGGAUUUUAACGCAACUGUGCAAAUGGCUUCAGCCAUCACAGAAAUUCGCUCUCCGACCCACAAAAUCGCUGUUACUCGAGACGCUGUCAAUAAGCCUCAAUAUGGGACAUUACGAUUCGACAAUGUUGUGACCUCCAUGGAUCGAGACCUCGUCGUUUACAUUCAAGUUGCCGAGCCAAACCAGCCACGACUUAUUUGCGAGAAAUCACCGAAGGGUACUGCUGCAUUGAUGCUAAGCUUAGUUCCCAGCUUCAAGUUGACCGAACAGAAGACAGAGUUGAUAUUUCUUGUGGACCGUUCGGGUUCUAUGGGUGGAUCAGGGAUUAAUCAGGCUAAACAGGCACUACAGCUUUUUCUCCAUUCACUACCUUUGGACUGCUACGUUAACAUUGCGGGUUUCGGAUCUUCGUACAAAGAACUUUUCCCCGCAAGCAAGAAAUAUGAUGAAUCCGUACUGAACCUGGCCAAGCAGCAUGUUGACAGUAUCGAUGCCAAUUUAGGCGGUACUGAAAUAUUUCAUCCGUUGGAAACGAUUUUCAAAAAACCAUCCAUCGAAGGCUACUUACGGCAAAUAUUUGUUCUAACGGAUGGAGAGGUCUCCAACGCAGAUGAAAUCUUAGGUCUAAUCCGCCGUCAAAAUGGGCAAGCGCGAGUUUUCGCCUUGGGUUUGGGGAGUAGCGCCAGUCAUUAUUUGGUUGAAGGCAUGGCACGAGCUGGUAAUGGAACUGCCCUAUUUGCGUCACUGGAAGAACGCCUGGAAAAGAAAGUCAUGCAACAGCUCCAGGACUCUUUGCAGCCAGCCCUUUCAGAUAUCAAUAUCAAAUGGGAUGGUCACGAGGAAACUGGGCAAAAGUUCACUACUGCCAAACCUGUACCCGUUCAAACAGAAAAGACUUUGAUGGGAUACGGUAAACCGCUGGAAUCGGCCAAGCCUGUUCCUACCGAGAAACCGCAACUGAAAUUCCGUCAAGCCCCGACCGCCGAUAUGGUUCCAGCAGUUUUUGACGGGAAGCAUCUGAUUGUGUACGCUCUUCUGACGGAAGAUGCUCACGUGCCAAAAUGGGCUGAAGUUAUUGCAAAAUCUCCUGUGGGUCCCCUAACUCUGAAAGUCCAUUUGAACGAAUCCAAUUCAGAGGAAGGACAACUUAUUCAUUGUUUAGCGGCAAAGAAAUUGAUCCAGGCCCUGCAAGACAGUGAAGGAGAUCCCGAUUCGAUUGAAGAUUCCAAGUCGACUGAGACUAAACAAGAAAUUAUUCAACUUGGCUGUCAAUACGGUUUGGCGUCUCGAUACACUUCUUAUGUUGCCGUUGAUCCCAAAGAGCAGAAGGAACUGAAGGAAUCCUGGAUGAUGAUGAAGUCGCGUGACGUCCCUGUUCAGUUAGCUCACGGUUGGGGUGGUUAUCAAGCACUUGGUUUUGCUGGUGGUUGUGGUCCAAUGAUGGGGCGCUCUAACUGUCCUCCUAUGGCAAUGGCUUGUCAUUACAGCCUUCCUCCAGGAAUAUAUACGGAUGGAGUUGAGCAAGUCGGCGGUGGCGGCGGCGAAGCGUAUGAAUCCUGCUCAGAUAACAUUGAGGAGUUGGACUGUGAAGUCGACGACGACUACAGUGUCAAUGACAUCCAGUGUACGUCUGAGGGAACUGAAAAUGAAACCAGCAACACAGACGACGACAAGUUGCUGAAACUCAUUACAUGCCAAAAUUUCGAUGGAUCGUUUAAAUUGGAAUCGGCGUUGGCUGAGCUUCUCGACACAACAUUGGAGGACAUCAAACAAGCCGCAGAAAAGAAUUCGUACUCUGAACAAGUUUGGGCAACCGCUGUCGCUCUGGCGUUCAUGGGGAUCGCCCUAGCUGACCUGCAGACCACAUGGAUGUUGGUAGCCAAGAAAGCUGAAAAUUGGAUCCGCUCGUCUGGCAAACUGACCGGAGACGAAAUCGCAUGCACAAGCGCAGCCCAGGAAUACGUCAAAGCCAAAUUAAGUUUGUAAAUCCUGCGUCUUUGACAGCAACAUUGAAAUCCAGCCAUGCAAGUACUGCACAAUUAGUAAUAUGCUAAUAUCAUUACUAAACAGUAUUAUUCAGUAUUUUGUGUGAUUUGUUUAUUCUAUCUACAGUGUGAUAAUUUCAUUUAUCCUUUUCUAUAAUCUAUUCACGUCAAUUGAUUUUCACUGUUUUGGGUUACAACGAAAUACAAACCAAGUUAUAAAUAUGA
Daphnia pulicaria is the source of this 3029-nucleotide messenger RNA. Its product is annotated as von Willebrand factor A domain-containing protein 5A-like. The transcript has 19 exons. Lineage: Eukaryota; Metazoa; Arthropoda; Branchiopoda; Diplostraca; Daphniidae. Bases 286 to 2805 code for a protein of 839 amino acids. The record is from RefSeq and is a predicted model, not a curated record.